Molecule: messenger RNA, 9670 nt
Organism: Macrosteles quadrilineatus (aster leafhopper)
Lineage: Eukaryota; Metazoa; Arthropoda; Insecta; Hemiptera; Cicadellidae
Product: dynein axonemal heavy chain 6-like
Exons: 55
Coding region: 16-9594 (3192 amino acids)
Biological process (GO): microtubule-based movement
Cellular component (GO): dynein complex
Molecular function (GO): minus-end-directed microtubule motor activity; ATP hydrolysis activity; dynein intermediate chain binding
Source: RefSeq, a predicted model, not a curated record
GAGAAAGUGGAGCGGAUGAAAGACAAGCUGCAAGUGAUCACUACAUUGAGGAACCCAUGCUUGAAAGCAAGACACUGGAUGGCGAUUGAACACGUGCUCAAUACUAAGUUCUCACCUGAAGUCACCAUAACUCUGGAGAUGCUGGAGAAGCUAGGUGUGUUUGCGGUUCCCAACGAGCUGCAAGAUAUAUCCGGUCAGGCCAGCUCAGAAGCUAGUCUGGAGGCACUUUUAUUCAAGGUGGAGGAGGCGUGGAGAGCCUUGGAGUUGGUAGUGCUGCCUCACAAGGAGGCGAAGGAUGUGUACAUCCUGGGCAGUACAGAGGAGGUGCAGACGACGCUGGACGAGAGUAACAUCAACAUAAACACCAUCGCCAGCUCUCGUCAUGUGGGCCCCAUCAAGCCUAGGGUGGACGACUGGAUCAAGCAGCUUGACCUGUUCGCCAAGACCUUGGAUGCGUGGUCAGAAUGCCAGACCAACUGGUUGUACUUGGAAUCGAUAUUCUCAGCACCUGAUAUUCAGAGGCAGUUACCAAUAGAGUCAAAGAUGUUCUUACAAGUCGACAAGUCUUGGAAGGAGAUUAUGAGGCGUACAGCCAAGAAUCCACUUGCUUUAACAGCUUGCACUCAUCCUGGCUUGUUAGAAACAUUUCAGAACAACAAUAAUUUGCUGGAUCAAAUUUUGAAAUGUUUGGAGGCAUAUUUGGAAACCAAGAGAGUCGCUUUUCCAAGGUUCUAUUUCUUGUCUAAUGAGGAACUUCUUGAAAUUUUGGCUCAGACCCGCAACCCACAUGCAGUGCAGCCUCAUCUGCGUAAGUGUUUUGAUGCUAUCUCGAAGCUGCAGUUUGGUACGAAGCAGGUGCUGCCAGAAGGGGCUGUGGAGGGAGACGAAAAUGUAGAGCUAGAAACUGUUCUUACCACUGACAUUGUGGCCAUGAUAUCUCCUGAGAACGAAGUUGUUUCUUUGGGCAAGGGACUCAGAGCUCGAGGAAAUGUCGAGGACUGGCUUGGUAAAGUGGAGGAGGCGAUGUUUUUGUGUUUGCGGAGGGAAAUGAGAGAAGCGCUCGUAGAUUACAACAAACGACCUCGCACUGAAUGGGUUCUGUACCAUCCGUGUCAAAUAACAUGUACUGUGGCUCAGACCAUGUGGUGCAAAAAUGUGCACAAGGCUUUAGAAUCUAGACACCCUGGUGAUUUGAAAUCUCUCGAAGUUGAGUGCUUCUCUGACUUGAAUGACCUGGCAGUUAUGGUGCGUGGAGACCUUGCUAAACUGACCCGACUGAUGUUGAAAAGUAUCAUCACACUGGACGUCCAUUCUAGAGAUAUUGUAACAGGACUCAUUGAGAAAAAUGUCACUUCCAGUGCAAGUUUUGAGUGGUUGAAGCAGCUGAGGUACUACUGGGAGAAGGAGAUUGACAACUGUGUAGCUCGUAUGUCCAAUGCCAGCUAUGUGUACGGGUAUGAGUAUCUAGGAGCUGCGGAGAGAUUGGUCAUCACUCCACUGACUGACAAGUGCUUCUUGUGUCUCAUGGGCGCUCUACAACUUGACCUGGGAGGUGCGCCUGCCGGCCCUGCUGGCACUGGGAAAACAGAGUCAACAAAGGAUUUGGCUAAGUCUUUAGCAGUUCAGUGUAUAGUGUUCAACUGUUCUGAAGGCCUGGACUACAAGAUGAUGGGUAGAUUUUUCUCCGGAUUGGCCCAGUCUGGUGCUUGGUGUUGUUUUGACGAGUUCAACCGCAUUGAUAUUGAAGUGUUAUCUGUGAUAGCUCAACAGCUGAUAACAAUUAGGAAUGCAAAGGCUUCAAAACUUUCCCGAUUUAUGUUUGAAGGACGAGAAAUCAAACUGGUCAAAACUUGUGCAGCCUUUAUCACCAUGAAUCCUGGCUAUGCUGGUCGUACGGAGUUACCUGAUAACCUGAAAUCUCUUUUUAGGCCUAUGGCUAUGAUGGUACCCGACUAUGGACUGAUUGCCGAAGUGAUGUUGUACUCUGAAGGUUUUGAAUCAUCCAAAAAUCUCGCCAAGAAGAUGACAAGAAUGUACAAACUUUGUAGUGAACAGCUUUCUCAACAAGAUCAUUAUGACUUUGGCAUGAGGGCUGUCAAAAGUGUUUUGGUCAUGGCCGGAGCACUGAAGAGAGAAAAUGUGGACAAACCGGAAAAUGUCGUAUUGAUUAGAGCGUUGCGAGAUAGCAAUCUUCCAAAGUUUUUGAAGGAUGAUGCUCAGCUGUUCCAGGGCAUCCUGAACGACCUGUUCCCUGGGGUAGAGUUGCCACAGCAGGACUAUGGAGUGAUGCAUGUGGUGAUGAAGGAAGUGAUAGAAUCCCGGGGACUUCAGCCAGAGCCCAGCACCUUCACCAAGGCCACACAGCUGUUUGAGACAAUGCAAGUGCGACACGGAGUCAUGACAGUGGGUCCGACUGGCGGCGGCAAGACUACCACACUCAACGUUCUGAAAGACACCCUGACUGAGCUGCAUGCUCGCAAGGUGGAAGGUCAGUACUAUCGUCCUGUCAACGUGUACACCAUGAACCCCAAGUCUGUCGCCAUGGGGGAGCUGUACGGGGAGGUCAACCUGCUCACCAUGGAGUGGAAGGACGGUCUGUUGGGGAUAUUUGUGCGGCUUGCCGUCAGGUGUACAGAAGAGGAGCACCAGUGGGUGGUGUGCGAUGGCCCGGUGGAUGCUGUGUGGAUAGAGAACAUGAACACGGUGUUGGAUGACAACAAGAUGUUGUGUCUCGCCAACUCUGAACGCAUCAAACUAACCUCCUGGGUACACAUGGUGUUCGAGGUGAUGGACCUUGCGCAAGCAUCACCAGCCACUGUCAGCCGCUGUGGUAUGGUCUACGUAGACCCCAGCCAGCUCAAGUGGUUGCCUUACGUCACUUCCUGGCUGCAGAGUGUUGUCGAGAGAAUACCUUUACUGGUGGAAUACGCUCCGUUCAUUCUGGAACUGUUCAGUAAAUAUGUUGAAAAUGGUUUCGUCUUUGUCAAAAAACAUUGCGUCCACCCCAUCGCUCAGGUUGAGAUAAGUAAAGCGACCAUGAUGUGCAACAUGUUUGAAAGCCUCAUAAGAGAGCCUGGACUACUGGAGAAAACCUUAGACCGGAGCCGAACACGCAGUAUCAUAUGUCAGACCUUUGUUUUCUCCUACAUUUGGUCUGUCGGUGGGAAUUUGAUUGAUUCAUCACGGGAAACAUUUGAAAAGUUUGUACACGAUCAGUUUGAGGACAAUCCAGAUGCUCAGCUUCCUGCAGGCUGUGACCUGUGGGAUCUCUACUUGAAUGUAGCGCAGAGACGGCUGGAGCCUUGGGUUCGCAUCACGCCCACCUACAAAUACGACCCGCAAACACCAUUCUUUGAGAUGCUCGUCCCUACUGUAGACACUGUGCGCUUCGGCUACAUCAUGGAGAAACUUCUGGCUAUCAGUCAACCUGUGCUCUUUACAGGCAUAACAGGUGUAGGCAAGUCAGUGGUGGCAAAGUCAGUGUUGAACAGACUAGGUGUGUCUGGAACCUGGGUGACGGCCACUAUCAACUUCUCUGCUCAGACCAGCUCCGCUCGCACACAAGAGAUUCUCGAGUCCAAGCUGGAGAGGAAGAAGAAAACAUUGCUUGGUGCUCCAGCUGGCAAGAAGUUUGUCUUUUUUGUAGAUGAUGUCAAUAUGCCCAAAUUGGAGACAUAUGGAGCCCAACCUCCCAUUGAAUUGUUAAGACAAUACUUGGAUUUUAAAGGAUUGUACGACAGAGAUAAAAUGUUCUGGAAGGACAUUCAGGAUGUGGUCAUAUCUGCUGCUUGUGCUCCGCCCGGUGGUGGUCGCAACGCCUUGACUCCGAGGUUCGUCCGUCACUUUGCAAUCCUGUUGAUACCAUCUCCCACUGAGACUACACUUAAGGUUAUUUUCAAGUCGAUUUUGUGUGGGUUCCUGUCCAACUUCUCCCAAGGCAUCAGUGACCUCGGAGAGCUGCUGGUAGCUGCAGCCGUAGAUAUAUACAACAGAGUGUCUGUGGACCUACUGCCUACCCCUGCCAAGUCUCACUAUGUCUUCAACCUGAGAGAUCUGUCCAAGUGUGUGCAAGGAAUGCUGCAGGCGGAUCCGAGUUCCAUGAGAGAGUCCAAUGACAUGCUAAGACUGUUCUACCACGAGUGUCUAAGGGUUUUUCACGACCGUCUGAUUAACCUGGAGGACAAGACUUACUUUUACCAUCUGAUGAGGGAAGUGUGUCAAAGAAUCUUUGGCACACCUGUUAUCAUGUUACCAGACACGGUGCCAAUACGGGAACCUCCCUUGCUGUUGUUUGGGGACUUUAUGUCUCAGGCUGCCAAGGAAGAUAGGCCUUACGACGAGAUAAAGGAUAUUGACAAACUGAAAGGCAUAUUGCAGGACUACCUAAUGGACUUCAAUUUGCUGACUUCAAAAGAGAUGAAGCUUAUAUUCUUCAUGGAUGCUAUUGAGCACAUCUGUAGGCUAGCAAGACUGUUGAGAGCAGAGAGAGGCAAUGGCCUGUUGGUGGGUGUAGGAGGCAUGGGCAAACAGAGCCUGACCAAGCUGGCUGCUCAUCUUAAUGGCUACAGAUGUUCUCAGAUCGAGCUCACAGGCUCCUAUGAUUACAAUUCUUUUCAUGAAGACUUGCGAAAGAUGUGUUUUUCUGCUGGAGCGCUGAACCAAGACACAGUAUUUCUGUUUACUGACACCCAGAUUGUCGUAGAGGAGUUUCUUGAGGACAUAAACAAUUUAUUAAAUUCAGGAGAGGUUCCUAACUUGUUUGAGUCGGAUGAGUAUGAAAAAGUGAUCAUUGCCUGUCGACCAGCUGCCAAAGAGGCUGGAGUCAACGAGGCUAACAGAGACGGAAUAUUUGACUUCUUCAUCUCUAAAGUUCGCAACAAACUGCAUCUCGUCAUUUGUAUGAGCCCUGUGGGAGAUUCUUUUAGGAGGAGAUGCAGAAUGUUCCCUUCGUUAGUGAACUGUUGUACAAUCGACUGGUUCGUGGAUUGGCCAAUGGAAGCUCUGUUGUCAGUGGCCCAAGACGCUCUGAAGGAUACAAUCAAGGCUGAUGUGGUCGAGGACAUGGCUAAGAUGUGCUAUACGAUACAUCAGAGCGUUGGAGACAUGACAGUGAGAUAUUACGAGGAAAUGCGAAGACACUACUAUGUGACGCCCAGCAGUUACCUGGAGCUGUUGAAGCAGUACAAGAGCUUGUUGGAGAGAAAAACUAAACAAACAACUCAAAUGAGGGAUCGUAUACAAAAUGGACUGACAAAACUGUAUGAGACAAAUGAACUGGUGGCAACAAUGAAGGUCGAGCUCGUGGAAAUGGAACCUCAGCUGAAAAUAAAGUCUGAAGCCACUGCAAAGCUGAUGAAAAAUUUGAUAAGAGAGAAAGCACAAGCGGAUGAAGUGCGACAAGUGGUCGUUAAUGACGAGGCGGUUGUAAAGAUGAAAGCGGCAGAGAUGCAGACACUGGCAGAUGAGGCCCAGGCAGACCUAGACCUGGCCUUGCCUGCCAUGGAGGCUGCGUCCAAGGCUCUAGAGAGUCUCAAUAAAGCGGAUAUCAACGAACUCAGAGUGUUCAACAAACCUCCCCAUCUGGUCAAGUUUGUCAUGGAAGCUGUCUGUCUACUGCUCGGGGUCAAGACAGACUGGGCAUCUGCCAAGCAAGUACUGGGAGAUGUUAAUUUCCUGAAGAAGCUACAGGAUUACGACAAGGAUCGUAUCCCGGAUUCAAUGCUGAAGAAGCUCAAGGAGUACAUAGAACACCCGGAGUUUGUCCCGGACCUGGUCGCCACCCAGAGCAAGGUUUGCCGUUCUAUGUGUAUGUGGGUGCGGGCGAUUGAUAGCUACGCUGUCACGUUCCGCAUUGUCGACCCCAAGAGGAAAAAGGUGGAGGCAGCAGAGAAGGAGCUAGGUGAAGUAAUGGCAGUGCUGAGACAGAAGCAGCAGAACUUGGCUGAUGUAGAGGCCCAGAUAGCCAAGCUGGAGGCCACGUAUGACGCCAGUGUGGCUGAGAAGGCUAGCCUGGAGGCCAAGAUGUCCCAAUGUAGUGCUAGGCUGGGCAGAGCUGGUAGACUCACUAUGGCCUUGGGUGAUGAGCAAGUGCGGUGGGAACAGUCCGUUGAGGAGCUGGGUAGAGCAUUGAAGAACCUGACAGGAGAUGUGUUGGUGGCUGCUGCCUGUAUGGCUUACCUCGGAGCCUUCACCAGUUCCUACAGAGAGGAACUUACCCGCUUGUGGACCAAACAGCUGAUUGAUCUGCAAAUACCUGCUUCUCCACUGUUCAGCUUGAUAGCAGUGCUGGCAGAUCCCUAUGAGAUACGGACGUGGAACAGUUGUGGUCUGCCUAGGGACAAUGUGUCUACUGAGAACGCCAUCUUGGUCACACAGGCCGGUCGUUGGCCUCUCAUGAUUGACCCUCAGGAGCAGGCAAACCAAUGGAUUCGCCAAAUGGAGGCAAACCACAGUUUGAAAAUCGUCAAACUCACAGAUUCCAACUACGUACGAAUGUUGGAGGCCGGCAUCAGAAUUGGAAUGCCUGUGUUAAUUGAGGAAGUCGGAGAAGUAUUGGACCCCACGUUGGGCCCAAUCAUGCUGAAGCAAACUUUUAUCCAGGGAGGAAGAUUGAUGAUACGCCUAGGAGAUGUUGAUGUGGAGUAUGAUUCAAAUUUCCGUUUGUAUGUAACAACCAAACUAUCCAACCCACACUACCUUCCUGAGGUCUGCAUUCAAGUGACUCUGAUCAACUUUACCGUAACUCUCUCCGGUCUGGAGGAUCAGCUGUUGGCAGAUGUUGUGAGGCUAGAAAAGCCAGAUCUUGAAAGCCAGAGAACAGAACUCAUUGUCAGGAUCAAUAAUGAUAAAGGCCAGUUAAAAGCAAUCGAAGAUAAAAUCCUCAAGCUUCUGUUUGCCAGUGAAGGGAACAUUUUAGAUGACGAAGAAUUGAUAGAAACCCUGAACGAAAGCAAAGAAACGUCAGCCAUCAUCGGAGCGCGGGUGAUGGAAGCGGAGGCUACAGAAGAGAAGAUCUCAACGGCCAGAGAGAAGUACAGAACAGUGGCCAACCGUGGGUCUCUACUGUACUUUGUGGUGGCAGACCUGGCCAAUAUAGACCCCAUGUACCAGUUUUCACUCAAGUACUUCAACCAGGUGUUCAACGGUGUGAUUGUGUCGAGCCCAGCUGCCUCGGAGCUGUCAGAGCGUCUGCAGAUCCUGGUAGAUGAGAUCACGCUGGCCGUCUACACCAACGUGUCGCGCGGGCUGUUUGAGCGCCACAAGCUAGUGUUCAGUUUCAUGUUGUGCGCCAGUAUCUACCGAGGCGCCGGCGCCAUCAGUAACGCCGAGUGGAGCUUCUUACUGAGAGGCGCUGUCACUGGAUCUGGCGCUGACCAACCCAACAAGCCUAACGUGCCAACAUUGUCAGACAAUCAGUGGUCUUGUGUUUUGUAUUUGACUCAAAACUUUCCAUCCUUUCAACAUCUACAGUCAGAAUGCACAAGUAUAAUAACCAUCUCUGUGGGAGACUUUGAACAGAUCAUUGACCUGGACCCAAAGAAAAAGAAAAUCAGCAGAGUAGAUUGGAAUGAAAAACUGACUGAGUUUGAGAAAAUGAUGUUACUAAAAGCCCUGAAAGAAGAAAAGCUAGUUUUUGCAGUAACUGAAUACGUGAAAACACAACUUGGGAAAGCGUUUGUUGAAAGUCCCCUUGUGAGCCUACCUUUACUUUAUCAAGACACUUCGAGUGUAACUCCAUUGGUGUUUGUGCUAUCAACUGGUUCAGACCCUGUAGGAGCGUUCUUGAGGUUCGCUGCAGAGACGGGCAACAAAGACCGGGUCCAGUCCAUCUCACUGGGUCAGGGCCAGGGACCCAUUGCAGAGAAAAUGAUUGACACAGGGAAAAAACGAGGGGACUGGGUGUUUUUGCAGAACUGUCACUUGGCUUCCUCAUGGAUGUUAGACAUGGAGCGGAUCAUCUUGCAGAUCCAAGAAAACCCGAGGGAUGUUCAUAUAGACUUCCGUUUGUUCCUGAGCUCCAUGCCUUCAAACCGGUUCCCUGUAUCAGUUUUGCAAAACUCAGUAAAAGUCACCAAUGAACCACCUAAAGGUAUCAGAGCAAAUUUAAAACGAGCUUUUAACGAGAUCUCUGAAGACUUCUUUGAGGAUCAUGCUCUGUAUGGAAAAUGGCGCAAGAUGAUAUUUGGGCUGUGCAUGUUUCACGCUGUGAUACAGGAGCGAAAGAAGUUUGGACCUCUCGGCUGGAACAUCAUGUACGAGUUUAACGACAGUGAUCGUGAAUGUGCUCUGUCUAACCUCCACCUGUUCUGUCUGGAUAGCUACAAGAUUCCGUGGGACGCACUCGAGUAUACAACAGGUGAAGUGACUUAUGGAGGCCGAGUAACGGAUGAGUGGGAUCAGCGGACGCUGAAGACUAUUCUUAAGGGAUUCUUUUCCCCAGAAACAUUAGAAGAAGGUUACAAGUACUCGGAAUCUGGGACCUACUACAGUCCUAACGUCACCCUUUUAGCAGAGUUUCGAGAGUUUAUUGACAGGCUUCCACUCAUUGAAGAACCUGAGAUAUUCGGUCUGCAUGAAAACGCAAACAUUGCUUUCCAAACCAAAGAAACUGCUGGUGUGAUAGUUACUAUCAUGGAGGUACAACCAAGGGAGUCUGCAGGGACUAAAGGGAAAUCUAGUGAUGAGAUUGCGUUUGAGUUGGCAGACAUGAUCAGAGAAAGAAUAAUAACUAGGAUCGAUCCUGAUGAAACUCACCCAUCUUUACUUCGGUUUGACUCGCGAGGGUCUCUUCCUUCUUUGACGACAGUUUUGUUGCAAGAAGUUGAUCGGUUCAACAAGUUGGUGAGAGUCAUCCACUCUUCCCUGAAGGAGUUGCAGUUGGCCAUAAAAGGCCUUGUGGUUAUGUCUGAACAACUGGAAGAAGUUUACACGUCCUUCUUAAACAAUCAGGUUCCAAAGCUAUGGGCGAAAACUGCUUAUCCAUCGUUGAAAAGCCUCGGAAGUUGGAUAAGAGAUCUUGAACUAAGACUUGAUUUUAUUUCAAUGUGGGUCAAAUGGGGUCAGCCCAACUCAUUUUGGCUGUCUGGGUUAUUCUUCCCCCAAGGCUUCAUGACCGGGUGUCUGCAGACUCACGCUCGCAAGUAUAACACCGCCAUUGAUGAGCUGGUUGUUGACUUCAAAGAUCCCAUGAACAUAUUCAUAGAUCAAGAGGAUGUUGAACGCUUCCACAAACAAUUUGGUAAAGAGGAUGCACAAGCUUACCAAAAUUUGCAACCACCCACUGAUGGUGUUUUGAUCCAUGGAUUGUUCUUGGAUGCUGGGUUCUUUGAUGUUAAAUCUGGAUUUUUAUCUGAUCCAAGAUCAGGAGAGAUCAACCCUCCGCUGCCGGUUGUACAGUUGGUGCCAGUGACUAAGCAGGAUGAGUCCCGGUUGCGCUACAGUUGUCCUCUGUACAAGACGUCAGUGCGGGCCGGAGUACUGAGCACUACGGGGCAGAGCACUAACUAUGUGGUUACUGUGCCACUGCCUACAAGGCUCUCCGAGAACCAUUGGGUGUUGAGGGGCACUGCGUUGCUUACACAGCUCUCGGACUAGGUCUACAUUUCUUUUGUUUAAAUUAAAUAUUUUUGUUCACCAAAGUUGUUCAUCCUUCAAAUAUUUGAUUGUGGUU